AUUACAUCUAGCGCUCAAAUUUUUUGUUGGUAAUGCAUCUAUUUCAGCAAAAGCCGAAUUUGUAAUUAAUCAUAACAACUAUUGUAUAUUGACCAUUGAGGAUAAACAUCUAGUUAACGUUAGGCCAAGCAAUGACUAUGGGGAACCACAAAUAUUGGCUGAAAUUCUUGCUUUUCGUGUAAUUUCAACAUACGUUACAUUUUAUCAUGCUACAAUCCCUAUAGGAUAUUGGGAUGAACUUGGUAUAGGUUGCCCACGACAGCAAUCACUUACAAUUUUUAAAUGGCCAGGGAAUAGUAGUGAUCCACGUGUUGGUUUUGAUCUUACAGAACCAGACAGAAGAAGAAAUGUAUCAGAAUCAUUAUGCAAGUUUCAUCAAUCCACCUUAGAAUGA
Messenger RNA from Entrophospora candida, 394 nucleotides. Lineage: Eukaryota; Fungi; Glomeromycota; Glomeromycetes; Entrophosporales; Entrophosporaceae. The record is from the annotation of a GenBank genome assembly.